Molecule: messenger RNA, 1038 nt
Organism: Tricharina praecox
Lineage: Eukaryota; Fungi; Ascomycota; Pezizomycetes; Pezizales; Pyronemataceae
Product: DNA glycosylase
Exons: 5
Biological process (GO): base-excision repair
Molecular function (GO): catalytic activity
Source: RefSeq, a predicted model, not a curated record
AGCUUUGGCACAUCACCGUGGCCAGAACUGGAGCACCCCACUCCAGAAGAGUGUGCUGAGCUCCAGCAACUCUUGACCAAGGCACACGGCCCUUCGGAACGCCCGGACAAACUUAUCGUUAAUAACGAAGUUUCUGGUUGCGGCGAAGUGCCGUGUGUCUUGGAUGCACUUUUGAGGACAAUCAUGUCCUUGAAUACAACGACCAAAAACUCGGCGAAGGCCUUUCAGGACCUGUUGGCCCAUUUUGGGACCGUUACUGUCGAGAAAUUUCUCGACCCCUCGAAGAAGGGAAGAUACACCAAGGGGAGUGUAGAUAGCGUCGACUGGGACGCUAUCAGGACCAGCAGGGUCGAAGAUGUCGAGGAAGCUCUGAAGGUUGGGGGCCUUCAGAACAAGAAGGCGAGGGUGAUCCAAGCCAUCCUCCGCCAAGACUCGGGCUCCGAACUUUCGGACCCCGAGGAUGAUGACGAUGGAGAGUUGUCGUUGGACCAUUUCCAUGAGAUGGACAACAUCACACUCAUGAAGAAUCUUACUGCCUUCGAUGGCAUCGGCCCGAAGGCCGCCGCGUGUGUGAUGCUAUUCUCGCUUCACCGCGAUGUCUUUCCUGUCGACACUCAUGUGCACAGGCUGACCAAAUUCCUCGGAUGGGUGCCACCCAACGCUACCGAGGUCACGGGCUUCUACCAUUUAGAUGUCCGAAUUCCUGACGAGUACAAGUACUCGUUGCACAACCUGCUGAUCCGCCAUGGGCGGUCAUGUAAGAAGUGUGCCGGGCGUGCCGAAGCCACGACCCCGAAGAAAGUCAAGACUGAACUUGACGAGGAUGGCAACCCUAUCAAGGCCAAGAAGAUGAAGGUCGUCUGGGAAGGCAAUGGCCUGAUGAAGGAGAGGAUGGUGGAGCUCGGAACGGACGAUGAGGAUGCGAACGAUGACUGCGUCAUCAACCAUCUCGUCAACCGUGUCCGCAAGCCGCGCCGGAAGCCGAAGUCGAAGGGGAUCAAGGAGGAGGAAGCCGAUUCCCAGGAUGGGGUCAAUGUC